GUUGUCUUGGCCUGUGUAACUUUGGUAUAGCUCAUUUUUUUCCUUGUGAUCUCCACCUUUUAUGCUCAAACAGAACCAUAAUUUCAUUUCAUCCACACCACCUCUCUCAUUCAACAAUGUCUGCAACGUUUCAUCGCUAAAAUUUUGUUGGCACCGCAUUGCUGAGGCUACUUGAAAAUCAUUGCACAUUUCAGGUUUUGGUUUUCGAACAAUUAGCACUGCGGUUUGAGGAGGCAAGAUCAUCAGAUGUAUAUAACUAUUGCAUAUCUGAAGCUGAGACUGAUUUCAACAAGUAGCUAGUGAGGAAAAACUUUCUGUGUAACAUAAGAUUUUCAGGGUACUAAAAUGAAGGGAGUAUUGAAAGGCUUCAAAUACAUAUCUAAUAUUUUCGAGGAAGAAGAUGAAGAUGAAAUUCAGAUUGGUUUACCAACAGAUGUCAAGCAUGUGGCUCACAUAGGAAUGGAUGGACCAUCAACCGAGUCGCCAAGCUGGAUGAAGGACUUUUCGGGGGAAAGGCCUAAAUCAGCUCCUCUUGACAGUAAGGGCGCGCCAAUAGAUCGCGAUGAGAAAACAACUACAGACACAGAAUUAACAAGGACAUCAAGGCGACGACAUUCAGCAGACAGUCUAGUAUUUGAUAAUAACGAUAAUACAGUACAACCUGCUAAAGCAAAGGGUUCAAGGAAAAAAAAGGGCACAAGAAGACACAAAAAAGACGCAGCAUCAGAUCAGGAAGGUAGUAGUAGUAAAGCCUCAGAGGACACGAAUACUAAUGGCGAGCCAAGUCCAACAAGUCCAACAGCAAGAAAAUUGCCUGAUAUUCCAAAGAAAUCACGACGAAAGAAAGUUAAGGAUGAGAUAAGCAAAAUAGCAACGAAAGCAAAACCGAAAGCAAGUGCUGAUAGUGCUGAUGGCCCUCCUCUUUCUUCUCCUGCUCCUCUUCCUUCUCCUGCUCCUCUUCCUCGUCCUCCAGCAACAACUAAAACAACAGACUCUGGCCCCGGAUCAGAUUCAACAACAGCAGUAACUUGUGAUGGCGAGAGCUGUCGGAUCACAUUAAAGAGUCCUCCCAAUGUAGCAGAGGAAAAUAGUUGAAAGAGUACUAAUGCUUGAUCAAUGAUUAUCCAUUUUUUUAGUUUUAGUUGCACUGAAUUAUUUGAAUCGAAUUUUAGUUGUUGUUCAUUGUAAACAGAUUGUAUAGCUUGACACAAAAAUCUAAUGUAAGAAGAAUCAAAUUUUAGUGCAAAUUUGCAGUUUGAGACUGAUCAC
Molecule: messenger RNA, 1269 nt
Organism: Daucus carota subsp. sativus
Lineage: Eukaryota; Viridiplantae; Streptophyta; Magnoliopsida; Apiales; Apiaceae
Product: CRIB domain-containing protein RIC10
Exons: 5
Coding region: 346-1095 (249 amino acids)
Source: RefSeq, a predicted model, not a curated record